Molecule: messenger RNA, 783 nt
Organism: Eimeria necatrix
Lineage: Eukaryota; Apicomplexa; Conoidasida; Eucoccidiorida; Eimeriidae
Product: cyclic nucleotide-binding domain containing protein, putative
Exons: 6
Coding region: 1-783 (260 amino acids)
Source: RefSeq, a predicted model, not a curated record
AUGACUCCCCAAGAAGAGAAGGAAGUUUCUGACGCCUCAUCGGACACCGGCUCAGAUCUGUCUGAAGAAGAAGAGACAAAGGAGUCCGAAGACCAAGUGCCUCUUGAGCAAUUUGCCACCGAUGAGAAGUUUGCAACAACUUUGGAGCUUCUUCAGCUGCCGCCAGCCGAAAGAAGCCGAGAAAAUGUGGAGUGUAUCUUUUCGCUGGUAAAAGACAAUAAGUUUUUUGCAGAGCUAGACGCUGAAAUGUCUCUGGAGCUUUGUCGUCAUAUGACAUACACCACCAAGAAAAAAGACAGAGUUGUGUUUUACAAAGGCGAUCCAGCGGACAACUGGUACCUGAUCCUCGCUGGCAACGCAGGGGUAUAUAUUGAAGAGCUCAAGGAUCCUCCAGAGGGAGACGGCGGCGAGCAAGGCGACAGCUCUGCAAACCAGGGCCGCGGUCUGAUCCGCAAUGACGUUCGGUCAGCGGCGCUAAUAGCACACAGCGACUGUCUUUUUCUAACACUGGAUAAAAAGUCGUUUCAACACUGUCUUGGCAACUUUCUUAGGCAGAAGACAGAUGACAAGGUACAAACACUCAGACAGGUUCUGCCAGGUGCCAGAGAUUUGCGCAAGCUUGUUGUGGAGCAACUCACAUACUUUUUUAAAGAAGCAACGUUACAGAAAGACAUGCCUUUGAGUACGGAGGGCAACAAAGAGGACACUUUGUAUCUUAUUGUGAAGGAAGAUACGUCGGCGAUUUCCAUUCGCUGUGUGCUGGAACACACGAGGGAAAGUUAG